UGCAUAUGUGCACACCCACGCGUACUAACACUUUUGAAAAACAAAAUGAGCUUGAAACUUUAGAAUUUCAAAGCUGCUACAGUGGGCAGCAGCAGCAUCAAUGGCCAUCCAUGAUAUACCUAUAUUAUAUUAAACGAAGGUAGAAGCUUUUCAAGAGCGCAUAUUUUUUGGCCAGACGUCAGACGAGAGAAAAAACACAUACGAUGACGAUCUUGGCUUUUGUCGGAUGAAACAUUGAGUGCCCAUAAGUAAAAAAAAAUGGACGUGGAAGGCUCGGAUUACUCGAAAAGCGAGCUGGACUCUCUGCAGAUGCUGGAGGACGAGCUUCGACUUGAUCAUCAUCCGCCGUCAGUUCCAGAUGUGACGAUUACAACGGAGCAGCUGUCGAAGAGAGUUGCGGCUCUGGAACUGGAAUUAGAGAGGACCAGGCUAGAACUGAGUGCCAAAAAUGCUGCCAACCAAGGAUUGAAGAGUAUAAUAACGGAGCUCCACGUGGACGCUAGGAUCUCAAUACAGGAGAAACAACAACUUCAUAACUGUGUUAAAGACGUGGAGUGCAAGUUAGCUGCUACUGAGAACUCGAUGAAUUGGUAUCGAAGACAGGUGCACGAGGUCCAAGCCAACAAGAAAACCUUGCAGAUCGAAAUAGACACUUACCGUGACAUGCUGAGCCAGAAGAGCUCGACCUUGAUGAAUGUUAGCUCCAAGUACAAACAAUUGAACGACGAUUACAUGGCGAUUGUCCAGAAGCACAAGAGAGAAAAAGACAGCCUGCAAGCCGAGAUUGAUUUGUUGAAGACGUCGCAGAAGAGUAUUACUAGUGUUACGAAAUACGAUCAGCAACUGCCAUCGACAGUGCCAUUGUUAGUCCACGUGGGGUUGUCAAACCGACUAGAACUAGCCGAGGAAGAGCUCCAAAAAUCUCGAUCGGAACUGCGGUCCAUGGAGCAUCGCCUUCAAACCCUUGGCAGCGAGAGAGCGGCGUCCAAAGCCACCUGCUCCAAUCAGCAGAUUCAGCUAUCAGUGGCCGAGGACAAUCUUCGCAGCUACGAGAAAGAGCGUAGUUCGCUCGCAGAAACCUGUCGGGAACUCAGGGUGGAACUUGGAAAGCUCAGGUCGGAGAACGCGAGUUUGCAAAUUGGGCUUCUAUCGGCCAGGCAGGAUAGGGAACAGGUGGAGCAGGCAAUAGAGCAGCUGAGACUGCAGUUGACGAAAAUCAUUACCCAGUACAAGUUGUUGAGGAACAAGAACGGAGAGCUGGAGGAAAAGUUAAGCUCGAUGCAGAAUGUGUGCGAAGAGAACAAGAGGCUCAAGCUGCUCUCGUACUCUACCAAUGCGUCGCUGUUCAAGAGACUGAGGCAGGAGAGAAAAAAGACGAAUAAUUUGCAGAAACAGUUGUCCCAGGAACAGAGCAAGCAUCGCAUCCUUUCCGAGAAUCUUUAA
Messenger RNA from Copidosoma floridanum, 1443 nucleotides. RefSeq lists its product as uncharacterized. The record is from RefSeq and is a predicted model, not a curated record. Lineage: Eukaryota; Metazoa; Arthropoda; Insecta; Hymenoptera; Encyrtidae.